Molecule: messenger RNA, 3909 nt
Organism: Rodentolepis nana
Lineage: Eukaryota; Metazoa; Platyhelminthes; Cestoda; Cyclophyllidea; Hymenolepididae
Source: the annotation of a GenBank genome assembly
AUGUCUCUUGGAAGGAGAUGGAACAUAUCGUGCCUCAAACAACCUUCUGAAAAUUGUCAGCGUUCAUUUAGUGUACUUUUAGAGCAGCCUGAUGAAAAGGAGGUUCUUUACUUUGAAUCAGGGGCUAUCACCGAAUUAAAUCGUCACGAUUUUUCACCAAUAAAAGAUCUUUUUAUGAAAGUCGAUAGUGCAUUCUGUUGUUUGGGAAUAUACAGAUCUAACUAUUAUGAUUCAGUUCUCAAAACAUCACUCGCAUUUCUCGUAUACGUUACUGAAUGCCAUAUGGUUGGUAAGCUUCCGAGUUUUGAAGUCUAUCGAAUCACAAAUGUGCAGUUUUUGUGUCUAAACAAGAAAUUAAGUGAAGAGGAUCCUUGUUCUGAGAUAAAGAAACUUCUUUCCUGUGGUGCGUUUUAUUUCGCUAAAGAUCUUCUAACCAGACUCCCUUAUGAUUUAACUCGAUGUGCACAAAACCAUUUUCACAAUACUCAACUUAAUGGACUAACGUUUGACACCUACGAUCACCGGUUUCUAUGGAACCGUGGAUUAAUGGUACCAUUCUUUCAACAAUGUAUAUCCCCAUCAAAGUGGAUUUAUCCCAUUAUUUGUGGAAGCUUCGGUGUGUUAACACUCUAUGCAGGGCAACAGCGUUCUCAAAUUGGCAUUGUUUCGCGCCUUUCUUCCCUUCGCCCUGGUACGCGUUUCAAUGUUAGAGGUGUAGAUGACAAUGGCUAUGUAGCUAACUUCGUUGAGACCGAAGUUUUCAUCAACGUGAACAAGCAGGUUUUAAGCCAUGUGCAAAUCCGUGGAACUGUGCCGUUGUUUUGGGAGCAACCGGGUCUUCAAGUGGGCUCACAUAAAAUCGUUUUUCGUUUUGUGGACACUUCCCUCAGGCCGUUCAAUCGGCAUUUCGCUGAAAUUAUGUCCCGAUACAAUGACACUAUCAUCGUUAACCUCAUGAGUAAGAGGGGCAAUGAAGGGAAACUCUCUAACUUCUACGAAAAUUGCCUGGAUGUCUCUGAUUAUAAGUCGAAAAUUGCCUACAUUCAUGUUGACUACCAUGCGGUUGUGAAUGCAAAAGGCAUAGAUGGCGUUUGGCCCUGUCUGGCGUCUUUGGAGGAACGGUUGAAUAAUUGGGGUUUCUUUCAUUUUGAUGGCAGUGAAGUGAAACAACUCCAAAGAGGCGUUGUGCGAACGAACUGCGUGGACUGUUUGGACAGGACAAAUGUAGUGCAGGCAAUGAUCUCCGUGAUAGUACUUAGAUCACAAUUUUUCAAAGCUCUGAGUUUUCUCUCAAACGGAAAUUCCAACGCGGAGAGACGAGCUCAAGAAAUCUUUCAAAAUUUAUGGGCAGAAAAUGGGGACAAUGUGAGUCGAAUCUACACAGGGACAGGUGCUCUGUGCGGGGACAGAUCAAAGUUCAAGAUCGUUCAACGCAGUGCCACUAGAACCAUCAAAAACAAUUUCUUUGACACAGCUAAACAGGAAGCCAUGGUCGCCCUCCUCAAUAGUUCCAGUCUCUCUGGUUGGCAGCGUCUUGUUGCCGGCCAAUUCCUACCUCGGCAACUACAUUUCCUUCCUCAAUCUGUUCUACAGAGUAUUCUUGAUCGUAAUGCGGAGUUUACUCGCCGGGAAAGAUUGAAGGUGUUUGUGGGCACAUGGAAUGUGAAUGGAGGACGAUCUGUGCGUUCUCUGGCUCAUCAGGAUGACAAUAUUGCCGAUUGGUUGUUGGAAAAAGAGAAGAGAUACACAGGCUACGUUAAUCCUCAUGCAGAUCCAGAAGCAUUCUCUCGUCCAACGGACAUAUUUGCCAUUGGAUUUGAGGAAAUUAUUGACCUGAAUGCUGGCAAUGUUGUGGCUGGUAAGCAGAGUUCUGAAAGCCAGACAUACUGGGGCACAACAAUGCAAGCUUUAUUUAAUCAGAAUGCUGAAACAGACGAACCAUACGUCCUCCUCUGUACAACACAACUAGUCGGGGUGUGCAUAUACGUUUUCCUUCGAAUUGGUCUCCGUGACUACGUUCGUGGACUCUCUUCUGCAUCCGUUAAGACAGGACUGCAUGGGAAAGCUGGCAAUAAAGGAGCCUGUGCUGUAAGAUUUCAAAUAGGUUCGACCUCCCUGUGUUUCUGCUGCUCCCAUCUAACUGCCGGCCAAUCAGCUGUUAAAGAGCGCAAUGCCGAAAUGCACGACAUUUCCCAGCGCUUGAUUCUAGGACCAGAUAAGCGUAAUGUCCUCAUGCAUGACUACGUCUUUUGGUUUGGUGAUCUCAACUAUCGUAUUGAUCUACCCAACGACGAAGUGAAGUCACUAAUCGAUCGAUCCGCUUGGUUGGACUUGGUGAGAUCUGAUCAGCUUUCAGUGCAAAGGGAGGCUAAAGAAGUGUUUCGUGAUUUCAGUGAAGGUCCAUUAUGUUUUGCUCCGACUUAUCGGUAUGAUUUAUUCAGCAAAUCUUAUGACACUUCUGAAAAGCAACGCUGCCCAGCAUGGACUGAUCGUGUGCUCUGGCGAAAAGCGAAACUGGUCUUUAAGAAGUCAAACAGUCCACCUAUGAAUGAUGGCAGUAAUGGGAAAAGUAUUGAUUCCAGUGACGACGAGAAAUUACUCCACAAGAAUUUGCUAGUUUAUUACCGAGCAGAAAUCAGAACUAGUGAUCAUCGACCUGUUGCUGCAGUUUUUGAUAUCGACAUUCAAGUGCCGAAAAAGCGUCGCCAAGUGGUGGAGGAGGAACUCCUUGCAGCAGGACCUGGUGAUGCCACUGUUCGAAUCACUUGGAGCUGUGAAAGUGGUGAGGUUAAGGCCUAUGACAUCUACCAGUCUAUUGUCGAGUUGGCCAGCUCGGCUGGUACCAUCAUUCUGUCUCGAUUUCAAGAAAGCGAUCAACUUCUUCUCACUUUCUCUUCACCGUAUGAGGCCGUUGAAGCUGUUCGUUGUUUAACUGGCAACAAACUGACAAUGGAGACUUCAGCUCAGCAGGUCGUUCUCUCAGUUCGUCUGAAUUCCACUCCACGACUCCCGAUUGAAUCUCCUAAAACGUUCAUUACUCCACGCAAUUUUGCUAGCGUUCUCGCAGCAGGUUCGGGGUCUUUUGAUUCUGGGACACGGGAAUGGUUAGUAAACAUGCAGAAACUGGUUAAUGAGGCCGAAGACAACUAUAUUCUCACCCAUGGAAGUCCUCCUGCAUCUGCUGUCUUCCAGCCAACCAGAAGCGUGGAAAGUUCUCGAGCCAAAGAAAACAGUAAUACUGAUGGGUUGCGUCGACAACCCAUUAGUACCAUAAUAUCAGCGGAGGAUCUAAAUCUCAUCAAUCUAUGGGAUGAUGACUUUGAUGAUGUCACGACGACCGUAGCAACAAGAGAAUGUGAGGCUGUUUUACAAUCCACUUCUUCCCUUCGUGGUAAGCCACAUUUAUGUGGGCAAUAUGUCGAGGUGAAAUUCCUAACCACUCCAUUGAAUCAACUGAUCAAUAGCUCUUUUGAUGAUAUUCUUUUAGUUCCACCACGACCUCCACCGCCAGUUCCUUCGGCUCCCACUUCCGGUUCAAAUAUACCGGAUUUCUCUGUAUUGAAGCAACUCCUGCCGCCCCCACCAGGCCUCCAUCCAGUGCACAGCUGCAGUGAUCUUUUAAAUGAGGUCAGUAAUGUGGAUGAUUACAGUGGAGGUACUGGCCCAAUAAUUGCUCAGGAAAUUGGGCGUGAUCUCCAGCCACCAGCUCCACCACGGAAUGCAUCGGCAACCGUCUCUCCUCAGCACAUCAAGCCCGUUCAACUUCUAGCACCACCAAAGCGUCUUCCUCCUCCACCCCCUUGCGUCGAACCACCAAUAACUUCCUGCUCUACUGUUCAACAGAGACAGCAAUCGACAUUUAGUGUCUUUUCCUCAUCGCAAUCUCUCAUUGGUGUUUCUCCGAUGUAG